GUGUGUUUGGGCGAGCGGGAGCGGGCGAGGAUGGGCACGGGAUAGAGGCAGAGCCACCCACACCGCCGCAGCCCAGAGCUGGGCAACAGAGCCUCGGAUUUUCCCUUCAAUGGUCGCGGGUCGUCAGAGCUCUAAUAGCCAGAAGCUCCCGCCGCUGUCCUGCGACCCCGGGCAGGUGUAGACACGUGUGGCCGUCCACGCUGUAGGAUCCUCAGUUCCAAGGGCUUUGGACAGUCUUGGGGUUCACAAUGCCGCCACCCGCGGACAUCGUCAAGGUGGCCAUAGAAUGGCCGGGAGCCUACCCCAAGCUCAUGGAAAUCGAUCAGAAAAAGCCACUGUCUGCAAUAAUAAAGGAAGUCUGUGAUGGGUGGUCUCUUGCCAACCAUGAAUAUUUUGCACUGCAACAUGCUGAUAGUUCAAACUUCUACAUCACAGAAAAGAAUCGCAAUGAAAUAAAGAAUGGCACUAUCCUUCGGUUAACUACAUCUCCAGCUCAAAAUGCCCAGCAGCUCCAUGAACGAAUCCAGUCGUCAAGCAUGGACGCCAAACUGGAGGCCCUGAAGGACCUGGCCAGCCUCUCCCGGGAUGUCACCUUUGCCCAGGAGUUUAUAAACCUGGACGGCAUCUCUCUCCUCACCCAGAUGGUUGAAAGCGGCACUGACCGAUACCAGAAAUUGCAGAAGAUUAUGAAGCCUUGCUUUGGAGACAUGCUGUCCUUCACCCUGACGGCCUUUGUGGAGCUGAUGGACCAUGGCAUUGUGUCGUGGGAUACAUUUUCGGUGGCGUUUAUUAAGAAGAUAGCAAGCUUUGUGAACAAGUCAGCCAUAGACAUCUCAAUCCUGCAACGGUCCUUGGCCAUCUUGGAGUCAAUGGUGCUCAAUAGCCAUGAUCUCUACCAGAAGGUGGCACAGGAGAUCACUAUUGGCCAACUCAUUCCUCAUCUUCAAGGAACAGACCAGGAAAUCCAAACCUAUACUAUUGCUGUGAUCAAUGCACUUUUCCUGAAGGCCCCUGAUGAGAGGAGGCAGGAGAUGGCGAAUAUUUUGGCUCAGAAGCAGCUGCGCUCCAUCAUUCUAACACAUGUCAUCCGAGCGCAGCGAGCCAUUAACAAUGAGAUGGCGCACCAGCUCUAUGUUCUCCAAGUUCUCACCUUUAACCUCCUGGAAGACAGGAUGAUGACCAAGAUGGACCCCCAGGACCAGGCUCAAAGAGACAUCAUAUUUGAACUUCGAAGAAUUGCUUUUGAUGCCGAGUCUGAGCCUAACAACAGCAGCGGCAGCAUGGAGAAGCGCAAGUCCAUGUACACGCGGGAUUAUAAAAAACUUGGCUUCAUUAACCAUGUCAACCCUGCCAUGGACUUUACUCAGACUCCUCCUGGAAUGUUGGCUUUGGACAAUAUGCUCUACUUUGCUAAGCACCAUCAGGAUGCAUACAUCCGGAUCGUGCUGGAGAACAGUAGCCGAGAAGAUAAGCAUGAGUGUCCCUUUGGCCGCAGUAGUAUAGAGCUGACCAAGAUGCUGUGUGAGAUAUUGAAAGUGGGCGAGCUGCCUAGUGAGACCUGCAAUGACUUCCACCCGAUGUUCUUCACCCACGACAGAUCCUUUGAGGAGUUUUUCUGCAUCUGCAUCCAGCUCCUGAAUAAGACAUGGAAGGAAAUGAGGGCAACUUCUGAAGACUUCAACAAGGUAAUGCAGGUGGUGAAGGAGCAGGUUAUGAGAGCACUUACAACCAAGCCUAGCUCCCUGGACCAGUUCAAGAGCAAACUGCAGAACCUGAGCUACACCGAGAUCCUGAAAAUCCGCCAGUCUGAGAGGAUGAACCAGGAAGAUUUCCAGUCCCGCCCGAUUUUGGAACUAAAGGAGAAGAUCCAGCCAGAAAUCUUAGAGCUGAUCAAACAACAACGCCUGAACCGUCUGGUGGAAGGGACCUGCUUUAGGAAACUCAAUGCCCGGCGGAGGCAAGACAAGUUUUGGUAUUGUCGGCUUUCUCCAAAUCACAAGGUCCUACAUUAUGGAGACUUGGAAGAAAGCCCUCAGGGAGAAGUGCCCCAUGAUUCCUUGCAGGACAAAUUGCCGGUGGCAGAUAUCAAAGCUGUGGUGACGGGAAAGGACUGUCCUCACAUGAAAGAGAAAGGUGCCCUUAAACAAAACAAGGAGGUGCUUGAACUUGCUUUCUCCAUCUUGUAUGACUCAAACUGCCAACUGAACUUCAUUGCUCCUGACAAGCAUGAGUACUGUAUCUGGACGGAUGGGCUGAAUGCGCUGCUUGGGAAAGACAUGAUGAGCGACCUGACACGGAAUGACCUGGACACCCUGCUCAGCAUGGAAAUUAAGCUCCGCCUCCUGGACCUGGAAAACAUCCAGAUCCCUGACGCACCUCCACCCAUCCCCAAGGAACCCAGCAACUAUGACUUCGUCUAUGACUGUAACUGAAGUGGCCGGGCCCAGACAAGCCCCCCCCCCCCUCCCAAACUGGAAAAUCUAGCUAACAGGAGAGAGGAAGGAAAACAUAACUCGUGCUUUGGAAUCAUCUUUUGGUAAAGGGAAGCUGCAGGUCACCCUCUCUUUGGCGUCACCUCUAACCCCAACAAUUUUUGGCCCCUCCCACCUCCUUGGAUCUGUUUCUGGACUCGCUGCUUUAGAUCACUGCCCAUUGCUGCAGUUCACUGGUGGGACAAUAGCCAAAAGCCACUGCUGGCAAGAGAGCCAUCGGGCAUUUCCAUCCUAAUCCCUGGAAGGCAAAGUCCUUCCUUCCUAGAGUAGGAAAGCCAGCAGCCCCAGACCACAAGGAAUGAAUACCCGGUGGCCUGUGCCUGGAAGAAAUGGCGCAGCUACCUGAUGGGAAGACAAACGCCAUGCUCUCCUUUCCCUUCUCUCGAGGGUCAGCUCAUGUCACCAGGUUCAUUUGAAUUGAGAUCUGCUUUGAGAUCUCUCUCCCCGUCUCCUGACUUGGCCUUGCCCUGGUCCUUUUGGGUCCCAAGGGCAGCGCCAGUAUGCUCAUAGUAAGCCUCGCCAGCACUGGGUCUCCCAAACAGUCCACAGACCCCACGCCCACUCCGCAUCUGCACUGUGACCGUGACCAGCCUCCCGCUGCCCUCUGCGCUAGCUAGUCUUGGGCUUCCUCUCCCUGCCCCAGCCCAGACCUGCCUUCCUCAUUUCCACACAUGCUCCCAGCCUCUUAGCUGAAAGCACAAAUGAAAUCAGUAGUUACACUCCAUCUCUAAUAGACUAAACCUAAAUGCCUCUAUGACGGGCUGUCAAUAUCCGAGGGUUUCGUGUCACCUUCUCCUGGGGAACCUGCUGCAACACAGGUUUUCCAUGGGAUGGUCAAGCUGUCAGACAUCCAAGUUUACAUCGUUGUAAUUAUUACAGGUAUUUACAAUUUGCAAGGUUUUUUUUUUUUUUUUUUUUGCUUUGUUUUUGUACAAAAGAGUCUAACAUUUUUUGCCAAACAGAUAUAUAUUUAAUGAAAAGAAGAGAUACAUAAAUGUGUGUACUUUCCAGGUUUUUUUUAAUUAUUUUAAUCCCAAACAUCCUCCUGAGAAUAACAUUCCCUUAAACAUGCUGUGGAAUAAAAUUAAUCAUGAUGAGUUGGGAGCUGGUGUUUUGAUUUGGUAACUUGGGUUUGGUCUCCUUGGUCAUUGGCAUCAUCUGGGAGCUUGUUAGAAAUGCAAAACCUGGGACCUCACCCCACACCUUCUGAGUCGGUGCUUUGUGUGCACAUUUUGUUUUUAGUUUGGGAAGCACUGGUCUAAAGGACCCUCUUCCACUGAUAGGCUAUUGUAGGCGCUGAGCAUCCGUUAAGGAUGUUACUUCUAGGAAGAUCAUCUUAACUCACCUAGAAAAAGAGACUUGCUGUGUAAAAAUCUGAUCUACUCAUUUUACAUUGUUGCCUCCUGACCACAAUUUUUUUUCCUUUACUAUUAUAACUUUAAAAUGGAUCAAAUUAAAUAGAUCCCAACUUUUAGGGAAUAUAUUUAGCAAUAAAAAAGAAUACAAACCCACAGACCUAAAAUAAGUCAGAACUAAAAUCUAACUGUGAAUUAAUAAAUUACAGGUCAGAGCACAGCCUCAUAUUAUCAUAGUUUAGUUCCACUAGAAACAUCAUCUGGAUCGUAAACUCCAUGAACUUAAAGGACUGACCCAAGAGUCCAAGCAUGCAGAACUCGGCAUAGGCAGCACAAGCCACUGAACUCACAGCACAAGCUUCUUUUGACUGCUCUUCACUGCCAUCAGGAUGUGCAAUUACACACUGACCUGGGGUUGAGAUGACAUGGUCCAGAGCACUCCAUAAAUUGCAGGAAAAAGUCCCUUGUAAUUCGUAGUCAUUCAAACAGGGUCAAUCUUCCCAUCAAAGCACUCACACCCUUGUGUCAAGUCAACAACUGUUCUUAUCAUUAAACUUUCCGUUAUUGACAUA
Messenger RNA from Marmota flaviventris (yellow-bellied marmot), 4419 nucleotides. It is a transcript of the gene Elmo1, whose product is annotated as engulfment and cell motility 1. The record is from RefSeq and is a predicted model, not a curated record. Gene Ontology annotation, cellular component: guanyl-nucleotide exchange factor complex; plasma membrane. Gene Ontology annotation, biological process: actin filament organization; cell motility. Lineage: Eukaryota; Metazoa; Chordata; Mammalia; Rodentia; Sciuridae.